Pelobates fuscus (common spadefoot toad) is the source of this 630-nucleotide messenger RNA. RefSeq lists its product as uncharacterized. The transcript has 4 exons. NCBI's taxonomy places the organism in Eukaryota, Metazoa, Chordata, Amphibia, Anura, Pelobatidae. Bases 1 to 630 code for a protein of 209 amino acids. The record is from RefSeq and is a predicted model, not a curated record.
AUGGCAGAACUGCUUACACCGAAAGUGGCCAAAGCCAUCCACCUUGAGAGCAUAUUCCGGAUUCCAAAACCGUCCAGGGUGGAGCUUGCGAAGAAAGAACAAUGGCGCAGGCUGACUCAUUCUGAGGGAAAAAAGGGACAGAAGACACCUUCACCCUGGACUCUCGGGAUAUUCUCCAGAUCGGCUGAGAGUGAUUACGAAUGGCUUCAGACAUUGCUCCAAUCUGAGGGGUUCAGAGGUCAGGCUCCAGAUAUUCAGUCCUUUUAUAUUUCAAACAAUGGAAUGGUACAGUUUAUGGAAGAUGUUUCAUUGUGCAAGUUUGGAAUAUUGUAUCACACUAAGAACAGAGGUGGAAUAAAUCUCACCGACGUGAUGGAUUCUCUGUAUGAUGAAGAACUGAAAUUUAUGUCAGAUAAUCUUGGGAAGGACAAUGUCCUGGUGGUGAUCGAUGACCUGGAAGAUAGCAGCCCCGAGGAAAGGAGCAGGAUCCUGCAGAACCAGCCAAGUAUUGGAAGAUAUUCUAGUGGUCUUUUCCUCAUAGCAGAGAAGGGGAAAGAAUAUGAGAAAAACAAGGAACAACCUGAGACGGAAACCCCUAAUCCCUUAAUAAGUGAGUCAAACUCACUAUGA